This is a messenger RNA of Coniophora puteana RWD-64-598 SS2, 1607 nucleotides long. Its product is annotated as cytochrome P450. Lineage: Eukaryota; Fungi; Basidiomycota; Agaricomycetes; Boletales; Coniophoraceae. The transcript has 12 exons. Gene Ontology annotation, molecular function: iron ion binding; heme binding; monooxygenase activity. Bases 78 to 1559 code for a protein of 493 amino acids. The record is from RefSeq and is a predicted model, not a curated record.
AAAUCAGCGCUGGAAUCCUGCAAGACAUAUAAAGGACACGUCGUAUUCGGUAGUAGGCGCAUUAUCUCUCCCUAACAAUGUCCCUCCUCUAUCCUACUGGCGCUUUGGUUCUUGCAGCAGCGGCCGUAUGGAAGGCAACAGAAACUCGUCGGGAGCGUGACGGCAAAACGUAUCCACCCGGCCCCUCGCCUCUACCUCUACUAGGAGUUGCGCACCUCCUAGAUGCCUCUGCACCAUGGACCACAUUCUCCGACUGGAAAGCUGAGUACGGCGAUGUCGUCUAUUUUAGGCAGUUCGGACAAGAUGUCCUCGUGCUGAACUCUGAGGAGGCAGUCAAAGACUUGUUGGAGAGAAGAUCGAGUAACUACUCGGACAGAAUGGAUAUGGCGGUCAGAGAACCCUACGGUCUCAAUUUUGACACAAUCUUCCAUGGACAUGACGAGACGUGGCGGGCGCAUAGGCGUAUCGCUCACCAGGGCCUUCGCGAGCACCACGUGGACAUCUACCAGCCGACACAGCUUCGCUUUGCCGAGGCGCUCAUGAAUAGUCUGGAAGAAUCACCCGAGCAGUACUACAGUUACUUCCAAAGGUUCGCCGCCUCCGUUGUUCUCUCGGCUAUAUACGACCAUGAUGUAAUCGACGAGAAUGAUCCAAUCCUGAAGUCAGUCACGGAAACGAAUGACAUUCUGGGGCCGCUUCAGUCCCCUGGGAACACCAUACUCUUCAAUGUUUUCCCGCUCUUAAAGUACAUCCCGACCUGGUUCCCAGGGGGGUGGCGUAACGUCACUGCGGCGCGAGUGAAGGUAGACAGGACACUCAACAUGCCUUUCGAGUAUUUAGAAAAGAAGAUUGCAUCAGGAAACGCGGGGAACUCAAUCGCCUUGGAGGCGAUGGAAAGAUUCAGGGACACCAACAAGGUCGCCGACUUCGAGAAGGUGGUCAAGGGUGCAUGCUGCAGUCUCUAUGGAGCUGCCUCAGAGACGACGUCAUCUACGCUCAUGAUUUUCCUGCUUGCCAUGGUGAAAUAUCCUGACGUCCAGAAACGCGCGCAGGAGGAGAUCGAUAGGGCGCUGGGGCCAGGCCGAUUGCCCGAAUUUGCUGAUAGGUCAUCCCUCCCUUACAUCGAAGCGGUCUGCCGAGAGACAUUGAGAUGGCACCCUGUGGCGCCGCUUGCUGUCCCUCACUCCGCGACCAAUGACGACAUGUACAAGGAUUGGUACAUUCCUAAAGAUACAGUGGUGAUAGCAAACGUGUGGGCAAUGUCCCAGAACCCGGAGAAAUACCCCUCUCCUUCCUCCUUCAAACCUGAGAGGUUCCUUGACGGCAAAGGUGGAUUGACAGACGACUCGCUUACUUACGCUUUUGGCUUUGGGAGACGCAUUUGCCCCGGGCGCCACUUUGCUACUAACUCGCUGUGGAUUGCGAUCGCUCGACUUCUAGCUGGGUUUACAUUUGAGUCCGAGUAUGUGCGAGCGGGUGGGGUGGUGAAAUGGCAUAAUGCUGUGACUUCUAUGCCCGAGCCUUUCCCCUGUCUAAUUACCCCUCGAAAGAGCCACUAAAUGAGUGUACCCGCCCUGUAGUUACGCGAAUAUAGAAAUGUCUCGUUU